ACGUUUUUAAGUGUUUUUACUGUUUAACAUGAGUGGUUACACUGCGGGUAGUAUUCAGACAAACGAUCUGAAUGAGGGAGAUAAGGCAUCAUGCAAUAAUGGUUCCAAUGGAACAGUUUGUGGUGAAUCAGAAUCUCUUGGUAUACUAGAGCAAUUCCAGAGAUUGUACGCUGAGAGACUGAAGAGGCUCGACGGUGACAGUGAGCUUGCUAUGCAUACUCUCAAAUCAUGGGUUCACGACCUGACUGAGCAAAAUACGAUGCUUGUACGUACUGUAGAGGACCUGGAAAGAGAAUUGCUCAAGAGAGUCGACUUGAUGCACGAACAGCUCCAAAAAACAAGCUUGGUAAUCAAACGCAAUGAACAUCUAGCCAAAAGAGAGAAGAGUGAAAUUGAACUGAAUCUUAGGCAACAAGUUCAGCAUCUUCAGGAUGACAUUUCUAGUUUACUGGGUGUCAUCAACCAAGCAAAUCAGCAGGGAUAUUGGUCUGUUGAUAAUGUGAAGCUUCACACUGUUAACAAGAACCUCCUGCCAACGUCUCCCAAGAGGACUGGUCAAGCACUUACUACUCCAGAUGCUGCUAUAAAUAACUCUCAGAAAAAUAUCAAUGGAGAUGUGGAUAGUCUUAAAAAUAUGUUAGCUGAUAAAGAUGCGGAAAUACUUAACUUGCUAGAACGAAUUGAAGAAAUGCAGGACAUUUUUACCUUGACUUCAAAGAGGGUGAAGCAAGCAGUUGAAACAGAACAAAAAUAUAUGCAAGAAAUAGCAUUAAAUUGUGAAACAGAAUGCGGUGAUUCACAAGUUGAAUGUACAUAUACAGCCACUCAGGAGAGUGAAAUGACUCCAUGGGUUCAAGAAAGAUUAAAACAGCAGCAGGAGCAAGUGUCGGCUCUCAUCUCCAGAGUUCGGGACUUGGAAUCAGAUUGUAAUGUGAUCAAAGCAGAGAGAGAUAGGUUGGCUGAAGAAGCUUCAAAACCUAUUCCUCCUCAAUUGUCCUCUGAUCCAUCAAUGGUUAAUCUGAGCAAAGAUCUGGAAACAACUCGCCAGCAACUUGCAGAAGCCACUAGGCAAGUCCAGCUUCUAGCUUCUUGCGUCAAGGAACUGGAAAAAAAAAAUUAUGAUACCAAAGCAGCACUCACUGUAGAAGUAGCUGAAAAACACGACCAGAUGCUAGAGCUUAGGAAAGAAGUUCAUCAGUUAGAUGAACAAGUGAAAAAUGCCAAUAUGCAGACCCAUUUUAAGGAUAACAUUAUACGUGAGAUGAGAAAUGAGCUAAAAAUUGCUCGAAGUAAGAUUUCAUGUGAGUCUCGAAGUGACUAUGAUAAUAAGUCUAGAAGAACAACUUUUCCAUCUAUCCCUGAAGCGAGUAGUAUCAGUGAUUCUGGUGUUGAUGAUGGUGAAAUUUCAUCUUCCUCUCAUUGUGUUCAAGGAGAGAUUGAUCUCCUUCGAUCACAGUUAGAUGAGCAGUUGAAACAGAUUUUGGAGAAAGAUCAAGAAGUCUGUGCACAGAAGAAAAGAGUUUCACACUUGGAAAAAGAACUUGCAGACCUUCAGAAGUCAAACAAACCUACUUCUGUGUCUAAGGGUCCAUCGAUAACUCUCAGGGAACUAGAGGAAUAUCGUCUCUGCACAGUGGAAGGGCAAGCUGCUGUGGAAGAAUUAAGGGAUGAAAUUGAAGCAAUCAUCAAUGAUUUGAAAAUUCAGGAAAGCAAGGUAGCAGAAAUUCAAAAAGUAUCAAGUUCUUCUAAAGAAAUUUUGCAGAGUGCUCAAUUGAAGCUGGCUGAGACUGAUGCUGCCUCUCUCCAGAAGACCCUUGGAGAGGCAAAGGACUGCAUUCAGGAGGUGCACCUCAAGGCAGAAGACUUUCUGAACGAGAGACGGGCUGGAGAGCAGCGCAGAGCUACGCGUGAACGGAAGGUCGACAAGCUCCAGGAGCAGUUGGACGCCUCGCAUGACAACAUGCGCGACGGCAUCGAGGCCAUGGAGCAGGCCCUCGCCGAGCGGUAUGAGGCGGACAGACUCAGCCAGAGAGAGUUUUCAGAUGGAUCUUCCUAUCAUAGCUGUAGAGACAGUGACAAUAGCAGCUGUUUAAAACAAGUAGAACGCUUGGAAGAAAGCAAUGCUGAACUUCUAAGCAAUCUGACUAUAAUGGAGCACCAGAAGCGCGAUGCUGAAGAAAAAGCUGCCCAGUGUUUACGAGAAGUUGAGAAAAUGAAAGAACAAAUUUCAAGAAGAUCAUUUACUGAUGAGCUAUUACACACCAAGGAUCAAACAAUAAAUGAACUUCAAGGAGCUCUUGACAGUACCAGACGUCAAAUAAGAGAUCUCCAGUCAGAUUAUGAACGGACAAUUAGAGAAAGAGACAGUAUAAAGAAUUUAUUGGAGCAACAAUCAAAUUCUGGGCCAUUACAAGUUGCAGAGCUCCAGUCAGAAUUAGCUAGAGUACGCAAUCAACUGUCGACCCUGAGCAGCAAGCAGGCUCUCAUUGAGCAGUAUGAAAGAAGGCUCAAAGAUUCAUCGGAUCAAGCAGAAAAGUUGAGUUCUCAGCUCAACUCAGUGGCUUUGAAUUUACAAGCUAAAGAAACUAUGUUAUCAAACAAGGAAGAAAUGAUAAAUAUUCUACAAGAUACAUUAGAUCGCACCCGUGAGGAGAUGAAAAUGCUGAAAGACAAAAGUGUGAGUAAAAGCCCCUUUGCUCUUCCUUGGAAGAAUGGAAAAAAGAAAACGGGCCCUUCCAGUUCCUCGGUAGAAAAAUCAGAUCAAGAUGAGGCUGCAGGAACCGCCAGUGGAGUGCCUGAUGAACAAUGGCAAGUUGUCCGUGACCUCAAGUUAGACCUUAGUGAAAUGCUGGUGCAGUAUCGAGACUGUUUCUCAGAGGUGUCGCGGCAAACACGUUGGUACCGAGACCUGCGUGAAGCUUAUCAAGAUCUGCGUUUGCACGCAGAAAAUGUCAAGCGUGAAGCCCUAUCAACUGUUAAUUCUUCUCAGCGGGAGGCUGAGGUGUUUCGAAGACAGUGCCAGGCUCAGAGUUUACAGAUCUGUCGGCUCAAAGAGCAGGUCUGGAAGGCUGAGCAGGGAAGACACAUAGCUGAAUCUGAAACAGAAGAGCUCCAGGGAAGGCUGGAAAAUUAUUCUCAACAGAUAUGCCAGUUCAAAUCACGGUUGGAAUCUUUACAAACUCAACUGAAAGAAACACAAGCGCGCAUGGAAAUGAGUGAUGAACAGGUAGAGCUGCGGGAGCUGAGGGAAUUCCGCGAGAAGUGGGAGCGGGCAGCGAGGUCCCUGGCAGACAUCGAUCAGCAGGACAAGGACUACUGGGCUGGCCUGCAAUGGUGUGAGUCUUCAGAGUCAGAGGACAGCCAGAAGCGGGAAGCGAGAAUAGAGUGGACUGCCGUGCGACAGGCCGCCAUGGGACUGCUGCUAGUCGAGGCCGGAAGGAGACGGAGAAGAGACGCGGCUGGGAGCGACGUCGGCGAGGCCGAGGCCGCGGACAACGCCGGCAAGGACUGCGAGUCCGGCAGCACCGACGAAGGCAGCACCAAGUCCCGCGACCAGGACCGGCACCAGGACCGCCACCAGGACCGCGAUCGUGAGCGGGACCCCAAGCCGUUCCCGGAGCCCCCACGUUGCGAAUCGCAGGGCCAACUGCAGGGCGUCUUGGAGGAGAACCAGCAGCUUCGGGACCAGCUGGGGCAGCUGCGGGCGCACAACGCGGCGCUGGCGUCCCAGUUGCAGGAGCAGUACGUGGAGUCGGCGCGCUGCCUGGCCGGCAUUUCGGCGUCCCUGGAAGACGACCCAGACACCGGCGGUGCGUUGGCUGCAGCGCGGAAGGGGUUGUACGACGUCCGCGAUCUCCGAGCUGGCAGCGCCAAGAGGUCACUGCCGACGCCGCGGCGAUCCUGGACGGGGGCUCUCUUGGGGCCGGCGGGGAGCCUCGGGCGCGCGAGCCGCGCCAGCAGCAGCGGCAGCAGCAGCAGUGGCAGGGGCGGUAACCCCCACGCCCGCCACACGGCCAGCCCCGAGGGCCCCGAGGGAGCGUUGGGCCUGGCGCCCUGGGACUACAGCGACCACGCCGACCUGUGCGACUCGGGCUUCUGGGUAUGUGUGACCAUGCGUUGCGCAACAUGGCGGUACACCCGAGGGUACACCGUACCGCCGUUCAGCCUUCGCCCGAUUGUGAUUGAAAUUUCGCACCGUGGAGCACUGCCUCGCGCGUCGCGGCCUCUGUCGCGCAACCCAGCGCAGUCGUCACAGAGCGACUGCGCUGGAAGCGUCGUCAUCGCGCUGCAGAGCUGCAAGAGCCCCUGUCAGGUGGCCGGGUAGGCAACGCGCUGGCAC
Molecule: messenger RNA, 4339 nt
Organism: Thrips palmi
Lineage: Eukaryota; Metazoa; Arthropoda; Insecta; Thysanoptera; Thripidae
Product: intracellular protein transport protein USO1-like
Exons: 29
Coding region: 29-4324 (1431 amino acids)
Source: RefSeq, a predicted model, not a curated record